UUAGUAGUUAAUAAUAUGAGACAAGACUCUACUUACAUUUUUUGAAAGUGCAUCCUGACUGUAUGAGGGGUUUAAAAACAUAAAACAAUGUUUUAUUCAAUUUCUACUCAGGAUUUAAAUCACUAAGAUGGGUUUCAUGACAUUACAAUAGUGGAAGCACACACACAGAUGCCAAUUUCAUGGAUUAUGGUGGCCAGUUGUUGAUUGACUUCAGAUGAAAUCACCUCUGGGUGUCUGUUCUCAUACCCAUGUGUGAGCCGUGACAAAUUAACCUGAUUCUACAUCUGUAGUUGUCCUCAGCAUCUGGAUGUUAAAGGUCUAUUGGCUAACAUGGGAGUGGCCCCCCGUGGUUACUGUGGAGACAGACUCCCGGUUAGGGUGGGGUUGGGGGGUGUUUGUGACUGCUCAGGCCAUGUUAACAGAUAAGAACAAGAUUGUGGCCUAUCUGAGUUGCACCAGCGUGUAGCAAGUCUCUGACACCUUAUCUGCCACCCAAAUAAAUGGACAUUUCUGUUCAUUUAUGAUGAUUUCACAGAAAUGAGGUCGCUGUGGCCAGCUAGACAUGAAGGGAACUGGAAACUGCCCUUUAGAGCUCUUAUGAAACACAAGUAUUCACCUGAUCUAACUGAUUUGGGAUCAUUUAAACAUAAUGGUUCUUGAGUGCUGGCAUAAAGUGUGUGCAGAGUCAGUUCUUCGAGAACAAUCCUGCUAUAUCAGCAUCUUCUCCUUAAGCAAAGCACUUAACAAGUAGCUCAAUUGUGACUUACUCUUCAAGUAGUUUACUGUAAAUUAACUUAAAAACACUUAAUGAUGAAGACACUAGAUCAGGACCUUUCAGGCUUUUUUCAGGCCAAGGGCUCCUUGGUUUAGGAGCAGAAACCCCUGUUACAUAAUAUAUAAAACUGUUACAUUUUAAGUCGGGUAUAUAAAAUGCAAGUAUACCAUUUUAAUGUGUUUAUAAAAUAAAAUAUAAUUUAAUAACAUAAUAUUAAUAAAAAUUAAAAUAUAAACAAAAUUAUUCAGGGAGGUAAAGAAUAUGAACAUGACUGAUGACUUUGAUGUUGGCUGUACUUUCAUCAAAGGUUAUUAUGUCCAGGCCUCACUCAGAGAAAGCCCUUAGCAAAUAACCUGAAACCAGAUUUAAUGCACAAUUUUAACAUUCAAGAUUCAAAAUUAUCUGCUGAAUUUUGACAGAUUGACCAAGGGCCAAUAAAUAGUGCCAAAGACUUCCUGCAGUAAUGAGGGGGCAAACUGCUGGGGCGAUUAACACUUAUAUGCGUGUGUGUGUGUCUGUAUGGGUUUGGAGGAAGUGUUAGGGAACCCUUGGCCUCUAAAGUAAGAUGCACCCCCCUUUCCCUCAGAUCCGAAGAUUGUUGUUUCUACACACCUUUGUGGGCAGGCUGGAGCACAAACUGGGAACUCGGAGAGGCAAAGAGACAGAUCAAAGACUAGACUGAUGUUUUGACAGAAGUGCACAUACACACCUCUGUCCUCUUUGAAGUUAUGGAAAGGUAGCAACCCAAGGAUAGUCCUAGCAGGUCAAUUGGCUUUGGAAGCUACAAACCUCGGGACGAGUCACUUUAGUUUGUUGCUCCAGUCUCAUGGUCAUGUAUCUCCCAGAAGAACGGCCUGUGCUGGAUUUACCUUACAAAAUGAAUCAUUUGGCUAAUAACUACGAAUAUUAUCCACAAGACUGUAAGGAACUCACUUGCUGGACUCAACAUGGCCUCAAUGGCAGGAUGAACAGUCCUGUAGCUGAACUGACCUCACUGCCAGUUCAUGUAUCACUGCAAGACCGAGAGCUUUGGGACAAAUUCAGCAGUACUGGCACAGAGAUGCUGAUUACUAAAUCUGGCAGGCGGAUGUUUCCCAGCUGCAAAGUAACAGUGACUAAUCCAAUAGUCAAGUAUGUGGUGAUAAUGGACAUGGUGCCGUUUGAUAACCACAAGUACAAGUGGAAUAAGGAUCUUUGGGAAGUGAAUGGUUCAAGUGAUCCACAUUUACCCAAUCGGUUCUUCAUCCAUCCAGACUCUCCUGCGCCUGGAGAGAAAUGGAUGCAGUAUCCAAUCUCCUUUCACAAGCUCAAACUGACCAAUAACACCCUCAACUCUAAUGGCCUGGUGGUUCUCCACUCCAUGCACAAAUACCAGCCCCGUCUACACAUUGUCCAAUCUCCAGACCCCUGUUACCCUCAGAACCCUGGCAGUUACCUGCGCUUCACCUUCCCUGAAGCCGCUUUUAUAGCUGUCACAGCCUACCAGAACCAGGAGAUCACAAAACUCAAGAUUGACAACAACCCCUUUGCCAAAGGCUUUCGUGACAAUGGGCUGAAUAGGAAAAGGUUUAGAGACAAAGAGAGCCAAGAGACCAAGGAUUCAGAUGGACAGGUCAAACAGGAGUUGACACCAAUGCGACAGUCACAGAAAGAUGAGGUGGUGGAUGUGACCGUGUCCAGCUCCGAUGACUGCAGAGGAAUGCUGAAUUCUUCAGAAGUGGCUUCCUCUGUAACCCCCAACCCUUUCAUAUCAGCCUUUGUAAACACUAGCACUGCUGGAGGGCCUUCACCCCAUCAGACACACUCCAUUCUCAGCCUCAAUAACAGACACAUGAACAGUCCCAGAGAAGCCAGACCCUCCAGCCUCCAUAGUUUGUGUGCAGCUCUCCCCGUGGCCCAGAGCUCCUGCAUCCAGUCCUCCACAGGAGACGGCCACCUCAGUACACUGCCAUCUCAGAUCAGCAGCCCUCUAAACCCUCAGCAGCACAAUCACCACAGCAGCCCAGCCUCUCAAACCCCAGGCAGAUCCAUAAUCCAGCUCCAGCCUUAUUUUCAGACCCCUCCCCAUCCCUCACGACAAUGUCCUGACAUGGAGCUGCCCCUCCCUCUGCCUCCUAAACUGAGCCGGAUGCAACUCCCUGGAAGUGCUCUGAGGAACCUGGAGAUGAUCCAAAUCUCCAACUAUGUGAGUCCAAGGCCCCUCACCGACAUCCUUAACAGGAUCCAUUUUCGAGCCUUAGCCUCAGGACCAUCAGGGAAGGUCCUGCAAUAUCCCCCCCAACCUGAGCAGUACCUCCGUGGCUCAGACCGAGAGCUGCAUCCGCAGAUUUAUCCAGCGGUUCAGAAAUACAUUGAUCAGCAGUUCACAUUAAACAGCAUGCUGAACAGCCAGACUGAACACAGAUCACAGAUGGACUUCGUCAGUGCCAGAGCGCUAGCUGAAUACUACUGUGAUCAGCAGACUGGGAAAUGAAGAUUUUCAGGCAUCAUCUAAUUACGACUCAUUUUAUUGCUCAUUUGCAGCAGAGACUGCACUGCUCUGCAUUACUAGAUUACCAAAACACAAAAAACAAAAACACAGAGGGCUUCCCAAUCAAAGAAUGUAAAUAUAAUUUUCAGUGGGAUAUGUGGUUGUUGUUAGCUGUCACUAAUGUCCAUAUUUAUGUUUAGUCUGUUAUUAUCUUUCUGAACUGUACUGUCUAAACUUCCUAUUUGUAAUACUGAAACAAACAUUUCCUUUAAAGCUGCUAUGAAACUAUAUGUAUUGUGAAAGCGCUAUACAAGUUGAAUAGUUUUUUUUCUAAGCCUGUUUUUAAACAAAAAUUAUUUUUAAUCAGAAUGAAAUUAUUUGAACUUCGCUUAAUCCACACAAGUUGUUGCUUAAGCACUCCAUCUCACACAGAACACCCACGCUUCAUUAUCCGUUUCCCACCCUAAUGUUUUUCUCUGAUUAUUCUCUUUCACUAGGAAAUUUACAUUACAGAAGCAAAAUGAACUGUAGACUGUGUAUCGGUCUAGUGUAAAACAGCAAAUAUUUCAUACGGGAAAAAGACAAAUGAAUCAAGAAGGAGUUUAUUGACUGUGAUCAAACAGAUUUCUUAUUGGAUACAUAACUUGUAUACUAUAUAUUCAUUCUACAAGAAGUUAUAGGCAUUAACCAUAUGCACUGCUAUAUAACAUUCUCAGUGUGUGAUUGUUAGCAGUGGAAACAUCACAAAUCUGGACCAAACACACUCAGCUCAGAAACAACAGCUCUAGUUUAGAUUAAGCAUAGAAAAGUUUUUGAAGCCUUAAGUUGAUUUUAGAUGUGUGCAACAUCUUAUAAACAAUGGCUACAUUGUUCCACAGUUCCCUUUUCCCAGUUGAAAGAGAUAUUCAUGUCAUAAUAACAAAUACACUUCAUUUUGAAGAACGAAAAUUGAACAUCAAUUUUAAUGAACUUGUUUCUGACAAACAGAACAUUUUUUUCACAAAUCUUUUUGCCGAAGGGUACUGUAAAAAAAAAAACUUUAUAUUUGGCAUCUGAUUAUGAACAAAAGACCGGAUUAUUUAUGAU
Cyprinus carpio (common carp) is the source of this 4331-nucleotide messenger RNA. Its product is annotated as T-box transcription factor TBX6L-like. Lineage: Eukaryota; Metazoa; Chordata; Actinopteri; Cypriniformes; Cyprinidae. The record is from RefSeq and is a predicted model, not a curated record. Gene Ontology annotation, biological process: cell fate specification; vasculogenesis; heart looping. Gene Ontology annotation, molecular function: RNA polymerase II cis-regulatory region sequence-specific DNA binding; DNA-binding transcription factor activity, RNA polymerase II-specific. Gene Ontology annotation, cellular component: nucleus.